UAAGUUAGUUAUAAUUAUUUUAAAGUUUUGGUGGUAAGAUACAAGAUGUUCGUCGACAAGUCAAUCCUUAAAGCACAGUGUAAUUUAGAUUGAAAAUUGUGUAUCAAGUUGUGAGCGUUUGAAGGAUGAUGGUGCUGGUGAUAAUAAAUAAAUACGAACAACCCUUGGACUACAAAGAAUUAACUAUAACUAUGUUAAAUAUUGAGUCUAAAUACUUUUAAUUAGAACCAAAGAAAUUACAUUACUGUUAAAUCAACGCAUUUGUCAGCUCUGCGAAAUAUUUGUGUUUUCAUCAACAAGUGAGAAAACAUAUUUAUACAACACUACUUCUUAUUAGAAACCUACGUAUAUCGGCUGAAUCAGUGGUGAAUUCUCAGUACCAGCAAGCACUGAGAACCAUUGUAGCUGUAGCCAUUACCCGGAAACAUGAAACGGGAAAGGUGCAAUAUGAAUUUUAAAAGUUCUGCUGGUGCUUUGUUCCGCUGUUGAGUUACAAGUGAAGAAAAACGAUACCGUCCUUGUGCUGGCUAGAUAGUGAUAAAACGGAAAACGCCGUUCACGUUUUUUUAUAAAAUCCAUUCGAGGGUCAGUGACUUACCUGAGUAUUAUAAAUUGUUUUAAGUAAGUAAGAAGAACAGAAACCGCGUCACAAUGGUGUUGAAUCCUUUAGUACACUUCAUCAAAACAGCCGAACGAAUCCCCACACGCUUCAGUGUGGCCAGUAUGCUGUUCAUGUCAUGCUUCAUCAGUUAUAUGUUGCGAGUCAACAUGUCGGUUAACAUCCUAGCGAUGGUCAAACCCAUCCAGAACGGUCCGCGGGCAAAUGCACUGGUGGCCAACAGUUCGGCUCAUGUGGUUGAAAACACUACAUUUAUAAUACCAUCGAUUCCCGCACCGAUAGAUUACGGACCACGUUACAACUGGUCAUCACAUGAUCAAAGUGUCAUUCUGGGUGCCUAUUUCUAUGGAUACUUGCUAACAUCGCUUCCGGCAGGAGUCCUGGCUGAGAAGUAUGGCGGCCGAGCACUGGUCGGUUACACACUCGCGUUCAGCGCGAUUCUAACGGCACUCACCCCAUUGGCGGCUACCUACGGUCUGUGGACAAUCGUCGCCAACAGAGUUCUGUUGGGUGUACUAGGAGGCUUUCUAUAUCCAGCACUCCACCAGCUAAUCUCCAAAUGGGCUCCACCGAACGAGAAGGGCAAAUUUGUAUCGGCGCUGAUGGGAGGAACCUUCGGGACGGUUAUCACGUGGCCACUGGUUGGUGUUCUAAUCGAAACCUUUGGAUGGGCGUUCGCGUUCUACGUCCCAGCUGUGCUAACUACCAUCGUGGCAUGCUGCUGGUUCAUUCUAGUAGCAGACUCACCAAGUCAGCAUCCGCGCAUCAAACAAGAGGAGAAAGAGUUCAUCGAAAAGUCACUCGGUGCUGCCGUAUCCAAGCAGAAUUUGCUUCCACCGCUGGUGAAAAUAAUGACCUCGGUUCCCUUCCUUGCUCUGCUGGUGCUGCACUUCGGUAACCUUUGGGGGCUGUAUUUCCUGAUCACGGCUGCCCCCAAAUUUAUGAGUGAGGUUCUCGGUUUCAAGUUGGCCAAGGCAGGAUUCUUGGCGGCUCUACCAUACCUUGCACGAGCGUUAGCUGCAUUUGGUUUCGGCAGCAUCGGAGAUUAUUUGAGAAAGAAAUCGAUAAUCUCCGUGACAGCCAUUCGCAAAUCCUUUUGCCUUUUCUCUCACAUAAUCCCCGGUCUAUUCCUCGUGGGGCUGAUCUUUGCUGGCUUCGACCCGUACGUGUGUGUCGCCAUAAUCACUCUGUCACUGGGCUUCAAUGGAGCCUCAACCAUGACUAAUCUACAGAACUCCCAGGACCUGGCGCCAAACUUCGCCGGCACCCUGUACGGAAUCAUCAACUUUGUCGGCACGACCAGCGGCUUCAUUACACCCAUGCUGGUGGCACAUUUCACCGCCGAACGGAGCACUAUGGACGAGUGGCGUUACGUUUUUGGAAUCGGUGCCGCGGCCUACAUCAUUCCGGCACUGGUUUUUAUCCUGUUUGGAUCCGCCGCAGUACAGAAAUGGAACGAGCCGAAUCAACGGCCAAAAGAUGUGCCCAAAGAUUCCAGGGUACCGGAAACUUUUUAACAUCCGGCAACUGCUGGCAGUCUGCUGCCUGGUGCAGGGCUGCUCCUCGGCUAUGAUCCAGUCCGUUCAAAAACAAGUCAACUUCGCAUUUGUACAUACAUUUAGCUGAGUGUGUUAGGAAAGACACACCUCGCAAGAAUCUCAUAUCUAAUGAUAGUCAACUAGCUGUUAGGUGAGCAAUCGAAGAGUAUUAUUAGCUAGGGAUGUAAAUAUCUUGAAUUGGUGAUAUUUCCUCUUUCUGCAGACAUGUUAAAUUGUGCAAUUCAGCCCAGUAAGGUGCAGAUAAUGAUACUAUUUAUGUUACGAGCUUUGAGCAAUUAUGCUUGAACGGUAAAAGCAGGCAAAAUAAAACGAUAUGCAAUUCGAUUAAAUAACGCAUUAAUGUGUCAACGCCGCAGAUUGAUGACAGUUUCCCUCGAAUAAAGUUGCGAAUCACCUUCCCCUAGCCUUUCAAACAGUCGAUAAGUUCAGCAAUACUAGUUACAUUGACAUUCGCUUUUCGAUCUUGAUCUGGAAACAAUUU
Messenger RNA from Wyeomyia smithii (pitcher-plant mosquito), 2659 nucleotides. RefSeq names its product sialin-like. Gene Ontology annotation, cellular component: plasma membrane. The transcript is spliced from 7 exons. The record is from RefSeq and is a predicted model, not a curated record. Gene Ontology annotation, molecular function: transmembrane transporter activity. NCBI's taxonomy places the organism in Eukaryota, Metazoa, Arthropoda, Insecta, Diptera, Culicidae. Gene Ontology annotation, biological process: monoatomic anion transport; transmembrane transport. The coding region runs from base 652 to 2136 and encodes 494 amino acids.